Molecule: messenger RNA, 696 nt
Organism: Helobdella robusta
Lineage: Eukaryota; Metazoa; Annelida; Clitellata; Rhynchobdellida; Glossiphoniidae
Exons: 2
Coding region: 1-696 (231 amino acids)
Source: RefSeq, a predicted model, not a curated record
AUGUUCCCGACGAAGUUUCGUGAUUUGUCAGAAUGCAGAGGACUGCACAGGAUGCAACUACCACUCGGACAACAACAGCUGCCAGAUAUUCAGGAGCGGGUUGGGCAUCAACGUGGAAUAUUGAGAAUGGAUGAGUUGUUAAUUUUAUCAGUUAUAUGUGCUUAUUGUGGUGAAACCGGUCAUAAGCACUCAUGGGAAAAUCCAUGUAAAAACAAUCCUAAAUCAAAAACAAAUGCUAAUUUCAUUGUGGACAAGCUCACCCAUCAUGUGAUAAAUCUUGUCCAACCUACAAAAUUGAAAAAAAAAACAAUUGAAACAAGAAUCAUAAAAGGGAUAACCUACAAACAAGCCAAAAUUUUAACAAUAUCAAACGAUAAACCAACAUAUGCUAGCAUAGUACAACUUAAAACAACAAAAAUAACUACAGACAUUGGUAUCCAAUGCAAUUUAUUAAACGUCCCAUUACUAAAAAAACUCUCAAACAAGAAUCUUCAGAUAGAUAAAACAACAUGUGAUGUUCUAGAUGAUAUUCUAUUAAACAACAUGCAUGAUAACCAAAUGACACGUGCACCCAAUGUAUAUGCUCUCCCAUCAGAUGACACUGAGAUGGAAAGUGAUGAGGAGUUAAGAUUUAAAAAGACACAACUUCCCAAACAAUAUACUAAGAACAAAUCUCAUAUAAAACAAAAACAAUGA